Messenger RNA from Hibiscus syriacus, 1415 nucleotides. Its product is annotated as acetyl-CoA-benzylalcohol acetyltransferase-like. Lineage: Eukaryota; Viridiplantae; Streptophyta; Magnoliopsida; Malvales; Malvaceae. The record is from RefSeq and is a predicted model, not a curated record.
UGCAAAGAAAUCACAGUUCAAAAAUGGAGGUUCAAAUCGAAACACGAAAGCUAAUAAAGCCAUCGUCCCCAACACCGACUCACCUCAGAGAAUUAAAGCUAUCAAGCUUCGAUCAAAUCGCUCCUUCCACUCACGGCAGCUUCAUUUUCUUUUUUCCAGCUAAUAAAAAUGAAGCACUCAUCAAUGGCCAAACACUAGAAAAGCUCGAAACUUCACUCUCGGAAGUAUUAACCAAGCUUUACCCUUUCGCCGGUAGGCUCGUCGAGGACCGGAACGCCAUCGACUGCGAUGAUCAAGGCGUCGAGUAUUUAGAAGCUCGGGUUUAUAAUGUGGAGCUAAACCAAUUCAUCAUGGAUGAACUCGAGGCUAAAUGGGUGAACCGAUUGGCUCCUUACCCGAACGAGCUCGUUUUUACAACUAAUAUACUGGCUGUUCAAGUCAACAAAUUCGACUCCGGUGGUUUGGCCGUCGGAGUGAGUUUGUCCCAUAAGUUUGCCGAUGCCUUCACUAUUUUUAAUUUCGUGAACGCAUGCACCUGUUGUCGAAUCGGCAUUGAUGCGGUAAAGUGUUUGAGCUUCGAGACCGCAUCGGUUUUGCCUGCGGCGAUGUUUUCGGUAACGCAUAAAGUCCCGGUCCCCGAAGAUAACUCGGAAACUCUGAUUACAAAGAGGUUCAUUUUCAGCUCAUCCGCCAUGUCUACUCUGAAAGCAAGGGCGGCUCCUUUCGUAGCCGAUAGCUCACGGCUCUCCAGGGCGCAAAUCUUGAUCGCCCUCGCAUGGAAAGCUCGGCUCGCAUUAUCGAAAACGAAACACGGAUCAUUAAGGGAUUCAUUACAAAUCUUCCCCUUCAAUUUCCGUGGGAAAACAGGGUUGCCAAUACCAACAAAUGCAGCAGGCAACCUAUUCAGGAACGUCACUGUUCGAUUCACAGCAAACGAUUACCAUAACCCCGAUCUGCUCCUACACUUAGUGAAUCUAGUCGGAAUCGAAAUCCGAAACGCUGCCGAAUCCCUUGCGAGAGCUGAGAACGCCGAUGCUUUGUUCUCGGCCGCGAAGGAUUCAUCGAGGGUGAUCCAUGAAGAACUGGUUAAAGGGAACACGGAUAUUUGUCUGUUGACGAGUUGCUGCAGGUUUCCGUAUUAUGAAGCUGAUUUUGGUUGGGGGAAGCCCGGUUGGAUAGCGAGUGCUCACAAGGCUAUGGAGAUGGUAUUGUUGUUGGAUAGUGGGUUGGAUGAUGGUGCGAUUGAAGCAUGGGUCACGUUGGAACCGGAGAACAUGGCUCGGUUCGAGCAAGAUGCUGACAUUUUGGCUUAUAGUUGCAAGCCUUCUGAGUACUUCACUCGAGGGAAUUGAGAAAUCAAAUUAAAAGAACUUAAGGCCACUAGAGGUACUAGUACUGUUACAAUUAUUUUAUAC